Oryctolagus cuniculus (rabbit) is the source of this 6098-nucleotide messenger RNA. Its product is annotated as leucine-rich repeat-containing protein 29. The record is from RefSeq and is a predicted model, not a curated record. Gene Ontology annotation, cellular component: SCF ubiquitin ligase complex. Gene Ontology annotation, molecular function: protein binding. Gene Ontology annotation, biological process: SCF-dependent proteasomal ubiquitin-dependent protein catabolic process. NCBI's taxonomy places the organism in Eukaryota, Metazoa, Chordata, Mammalia, Lagomorpha, Leporidae.
GCAGUGCAUGGACUUCCGGUGCAGAACGAAUUCGUCAAGAUCAUGGACGGAAGUGGGGUCCACUUCCUUCCCAAGUCCCACCCCUAGCGCAGACGGGACUACAUUUCCCAGAAAGCCUUGCGCGGGGGCGGAGGCGGCCGGGAUGCGAUGGCGGAGUCGCUGCCCCUGGAGAUGCUUACGUAUAUUCUGAGCUUCCUGCCUCUGUCAGAUCAGAAAGAGGCCUCCCUGGUGAGUCGGACUUGGUACUGUGCAGCUCAGAAUGCGCUUCGGGAGAUAAAUGUGCGGUACAACAUCCCUGUGUCCUCUGCCUCCCUCUCGGCCAUCAAGAGCCUGGGCCUCAGGGGCAUCUCCUGCAUUGGCCUCAUCAACCUGGAUGGUUCACCAGCUUCACACCAGGUGCUGCAGUCUGUUGCCCACUAUCUAGGCCCACACCUGCAGAGCUUGUGCCUGGGCGGAGGCAGCCCCACAGAGGCCUCCUUUGUGGCCCUGAUCCUGGGCUGCCCAGCCCUGCGGAUCCUUGACCUCAGUGGCUGCAACAGCCUCUUCACGUCGGGCACACUACUGGCUCAUCCUGAGACAGCACAGAGUGUCCAAAAGGCUCUGAGUGGCCUCCGUGAGCUCAACCUGGCUGGCCUGCGGGACCUGUCCGACCCCAGCUUCAACCAGCUCAGCAGCUGUGCCCCCAGCUUGGAGCGUCUCUCCUUGGCAUACUGCCACCUCAGCUUUGAGCCAGGCCUGGCCCGGGGCUUCACUGGCUCCCAGGACUACCACCCUGCCAAACUCUCUUUCUGCAACCUGCUACGAUUUGUGAAGGAGCGGGCUGGCAGGCUGCAUGCCCUGGACCUGGGAGGCACUGGCUUGCCACCUGAGGCCCUGAAAGCCCUGGGCCAAGUGGCCGGGUUGCAGCUGCAGGAACUGAGCCUGCACAGCUGUAGAGACCUCUCCACAGAGGCAGUGACCACCUUGUGCCGCCAGCAACCAGGCCUUACCUCCCUGGACCUCAGUGGCUGUUCAGAACUGACUGACGGGGCGCUCUUGGCUGUGAGCCGAGGCCUGCGGCACCUGCGAUGCCUGUGCGUGGGGAAGCUGCAACGCCUGACAGACGCAGGAUGUACAGCUCUGGGGGGCCUACGGCAGUUGCAGAGCCUGGACAUGGCUGAGUGCUGUCUGGUGAGCGGGCGGGAGUUGGCCCGGGCCCUGGGCCCUCUGCAUGGAGUACCACUCCCCCUGGCCUCCCUCAGGCUGGCCUACUGCUCUUCACUGAAGGAUGCCUCCGUGUUCUCCAUGAUCCCAGUGCUGGGCCAGAGCCUCAGGGUACUUGACUUGUCCUCCUGCGUGGCCCUCACCAACCAGACCCUGCAGGCCAUCUGCACCUACCUAACCCAUCUCUCAGUCUUGCGCCUGGCUUGGUGCAAGGAACUCUGCGACUGGGGGCUUUUGGGGCUCAGAGAACCAAGUGAGGAGCCCACGCACAUGCCCCAGCCACGUCCCGAGCUGGAGCAUCAGGACUCAGGCCCCAAGGAAUCCUCUCUGCAGCCACGGGGCCCCUCCCUGCUCGUGCUGCAGGCCCUGCAGGAGUUGGACCUCACAGCCUGCAGCAAGCUGACCGAUGCCAGUUUGGCCAAGGUGCUCCAGUUCCCCCAGCUGAGGCAACUCUCCCUGAGCCUGCUGCCAGCACUCACAGACCUGGGCCUGGUAGCUGUGGCCAGGGGCUGCCCCAGCCUAGAGCGCCUAGCACUGAGUCACUGUGGCCGCCUCAGUGAUGAGGGCUGGGCCCAGGCAGCCGGGUCCUGGCCAAGGCUGCAGCACCUCAACCUGUCCAGCUGCAGUCAGCUCACAGAGCAAACACUGGAUACCAUUGGGCAGGAGUGCAAGCAGCUUCGGGUGUUGGAUGUGGCCAUGUGCCCCAGUAUCAACGUGGCCGCUGUCAGGCGCUUCCGAGACCGACUGCCAGAGGUGACCUGCGUCCAGUCCCGCUUUGUAGGAGGGGCAGACCUGACCCUAACACUCUGAGGUCAGGUCAAUAACCAGCCGUGGCUCAGCCUCCUUUACCCUACUGUCCCCAUCCCUGGCUUCUUGACCUAGUACCUCUUGCCUCCUGCUGCUGCUGCAGACCGUUUGACCAGGACCAGGGGUAGGACAAAUCCAGGGCCUCCCUGGGAACUUCCUGCUCUAGGCUGCCCACAGCACAGAAGCAUCUUCCUUCUAGCUGCGUCUCACAGCCUCAGGUCCCUGGAAGGGCCAGCUAUGUUGCUGCCACAGGCCUCUGCACUCCUAGCCCUGUUUGCCUCGUUUGGGAGCCCAGGCCCCCGGUGGGCUGAGUCUGGUAACGGGGAGGAGCACAGCCAUGCCUCUCGCCUGCCCAAUUGUCAGACCUCAGGCCUGUGCACUGCCCUGUUCCUGUAGGCAUUUUCCCAGCCCCUCAUAAGCAAUGAACUUUAGCAGUCACGCUUUGGUCUUUUGUAAAACCAGGCAAGAUUAAAAAUUCCAGACCUUACUUCCUUGUCUGAAGUUCUCAGACUAAAGGGCUCUUGCCCUCUGCACGUCAGUUGGAAGUGGCCCAGCCCAGGAUGAGGGAUCACAUCAAGAGGGCCCACAGACAAGUUCUUCCUCACAGCGGGCCCAGAGCCCCACAGGCUGCCCCCUGACCUGACUCUCAGCCAGGUCUUAGCUUCUCCACAUGGCAGGGGACAUGGAAGGCCUCCCCCAGCACAAGUCCCGGACAGGCCCAGGAGUGACGGCUUGAUGCCUGAGUCAUGGAGGCUCCCUUGACUGGUGCCUCUAGGCUGCAAGCCAUCCCUCUCUGUGAGCAACCCCCAGAAUACCUGCCCCUCAACUGUGGCCAUCCAGAUUUGCUAAAUCUGAAGGCAGAAGGGAAGACUGUCACUGUCAUAGGCGUGGCCCACAAGGUUCAGAGCCGGCUCAGCGCACACCCAGGAGCCAAGCAGACUUUAUUUCUGCUGCAGUUUCUGCUGGUCAGCGUGCCUGCAUUUCUCUCCCCUCCACCCUUCAUGGCUGCCAUGGUGGUGGCAGCUGGGGCCCUUGCCCAACCUCACUGUCAAGGUUCAGUGACGCUGCAGUCAUAGCAGAAGUUGAAGUUGGUGGGGGGCGGGGGUAUGGGGGGUGGCUGCUCCGGGAUAGGCACGUUCUCUAGCUCCAACAACCGUAGCUUGGUCUCCAUGGUCAGUAGCUGCUCCAGGUCCAGCCGUGUCUGCUCACUGCCCAUGGGGCUGCCCAGAAGGGCACUCAGCCCGUCUAUCCAGAGGUGGAACUGGGGACCGAGCCAGCUCUGUGAGGGCCUGUCCACCUGUCCCCCCCCCCCCCCCCCCGCCCAUCUGCCCAACUCAGCCUGGUCCAGACACUCACCUCCCGUUUGGAGGGGGCAAUGAAGUUGAGGUAGGCCUCCUCCUCCCCACGGUCAUAGCUGACUGAGAAAGCCAGCUCACAGAGGUCCUGGGGAAGCAAGGCAGUGGGCACUGAGCAGGGCAGGAGGCAGGCAGGGCCAGGUGGGAAGCAGCCCGGCCCCACCGCGCUCACCUUGUUCUGCUUCCCCGAGCCCUUCUCCCGGACAUGGGGGCAGUCCCUGCCCGUCAGGAGUCCCCUGAUGUCAGCCACAGGGACUGCGGGAAGAAGACAGGCUGAUCACUGUGGCUGCACACGCCCCUGGGGACAUGGGGCAGUCUGGGAAAGCAGCUGUCGGACCCCUGCCCCAUCUUCCUUACGCUGCUCAGGCAGGCUCUCUGGGGGGGGUGGGCUGGUGCCCUCUUCCACGUCCCCAUACUGCAGCACCUUGUGAUUGGGGGAGAGGCAGCAGAACCACAGCUUGUCUGGAGAAAGGGGGGAGUGAGAGACGAAUGAGAGGGGGCCUGACCCCCACUCAGCACCCCUCCCCCUCCUCUGCCCAGUCAGAGACCCUGGCGCCGCCGGCUGCUGAUCUUGCGGAAAAGCGUCCCCUCGCAGAGGCGGAGCAAACGCUGCUGGCGGAUCAGGCCCAUGAGCUCUGGCUUCAGCUUCUCCCGUAGCUCCCUGGGGUGGAAUGGGUGUCACUGACCAGAGUGACCUGGGGCAAGCAGAGGAGGUGGGUGCUGGGACGAGGGACCCGUCCCCACCGACUCACAGUAUGGGAGGAGCCAGAGUGCCCUCCUGAUGUAGCCGCUCCGUCUGCCGCAGCCGCAGCACCUCCCCGUAGGUGAGUGCGUUCACCUUAGUUCGGAAGAGCUCCAGGGAGGUGGGUUUCAGGGCCAGUGUGCGGGCUAGCUGCUCCCGCACCACCUGCAUGACCUAGGGCCACCCCAAGUUCAGCUCAGGGCCUGAGCUCUGUGCCCCCACCCCGAACAGCCCCAACCCUGGCCUCUCAGCUUGCCCCCCAGUCACCUUGUCAAAGUCUUCCUGUGUAGCCCGCAUCUCCUUCCAGGUCUUAUUCAGCAGCUGGAUGGCCACGCAGAAAAGCUCAUGGAAGCUCUGGUCCUGGCCGAAGAACAUGGGCGAGAAGUCCUGGGCUGUCUCAGAACCUGGAGCGGGGGGGCAGGAGGGGCUCAGGGAGAAAAGUGUGCAGCCCCUGGCCCUCUCUGCCCUUCCGUCCCUGUUUCCAGACUCACUGUGCCCAGUCCCACUCACAAGGCUCCCCAACACGGAGCAGCUCGCACAGUAGCACUGUCAGCUGGAUGCUGCUCCGGGCGAAGGGGCACUCGUGUCUGUCCUCACGGCUGCUGUUCUCCAACACGAACUGCAGUGGCGGGAGCAGAGAACGGAGUAAAGUCAAGGCUGACCCCAAGGGGACCCUACCUAGGUGUGCAUGCUGCCAUCGGCGCCCUGCCCUCUCACUGACCCGGCUGUAGGCACUGGGUGCGUGUCUAGAGAAGUAGACCAUGUUAUCCAGGGCUAGGAGGCCAGGAGGCACACGCUCCAGAUCUUGUGCUGGGUUGCUGUUCUGUGGGAGGGGACAGAGGCAGCUCAGGAGGGCCCCCACUCUCUGGAACCACAGCCCUGGCUGGGGAGGGUCACUCACGGUGAAGCCCAACUUGCGGAACUCCCGGGCACAGAGGGAACGACGACGGUCGGCACUCAGGGACUCCCCCUCUGGCUCAAAGGCCGCCUGGCGCAGGGCCUGCAGCUGUUCCCGCUGCUCCUGGGGUCAUCGUUGGAGGAAGGGUCAAGAUCACAGAUUUAAGGCCAAGCUGCAAGCAGCCUCAAGCCUUGUACCUCGCUGAACACACACACCUGGCUGUAGGGGUCGAGUGGCGUGCGCAUGCGCGGCUCCAGCAGCCCCAGCGUGAGGGCCUGCAGCACGUACAAGUGAUGAGCCAUCUCGUCACCUAGUGGCACUGCACUGUGGAUGAUGUUCUGGAGAACAGCCAGGCCGGGAGACCCGUCACGACUGAUGACCUCUUGGGCAAAGGUCAUGUCUGAGGCCAGCAAGACGAGGUGCCUCAGUGCUUCCCGGCGCCCUUCACGACUCCCACUCUGCAGCCCACCCAAGAGCCGCUCAGCCUCAAGGUCCUGGCAGGGGCAGGAGCAGAACAGAGGACGUACGCAGGAAGCAGAAAACGAAACGGGAGAAGACCAAGGAGAGGCUUCAGAGUUCCAGGGCCACCACUCACUGCAACCACAUUCCCAGGAAGCGGUCACUGAGCUUGGCUGUGCCAGACUCCAUGGCCAGGAUGACCACAGUCCUGGUUCCCAGACCCAAGGAGAAUCAGGCACUGGCAGUCACCCCAGAAAAGGGAGGCCACGAGGACCAGCACCUGCAGCCCCGAGCACGGCCCAGUGGCCCCCGGCUGAAUGAAUGAAACAGCGAGAAGGCACACGGAUGGCAGCCGGCACUCGCAGGACUCAGGGAGGCCGCCCCGGGGGUUCCCGCUACCGACUCCGGCCUGGUCCACCAUCCCCCCUGUCGCCCUGGAGCCCGGGCCACACCAGCUUGAGGUCAAGCACGCCGUCCUUGGCCUCCUGCAGAAGUGACACGAACUUGGUGGUAAGAAGCCCCAGGCUCUUCUCAUGCCGGCUUGGGGUGCCCGGGGGCGGCGGCGCCUGCGGCCCGGCCUCCGCCAUCGCGCCCGCCCGCCGCCUCCCCUCAGCCAGGCCAGGCCAGGCCGGCG